This is a messenger RNA of Stylophora pistillata, 2580 nucleotides long. Its product is annotated as eukaryotic elongation factor 2 kinase. Gene Ontology annotation, molecular function: elongation factor-2 kinase activity; protein binding; ATP binding. The record is from RefSeq and is a predicted model, not a curated record. Lineage: Eukaryota; Metazoa; Cnidaria; Anthozoa; Scleractinia; Pocilloporidae. Gene Ontology annotation, biological process: response to differentiation-inducing factor 1; myosin II filament disassembly; protein phosphorylation.
AGAUCUGCUUGGUCUGAUCGGUCGUUCCCCAGCUAUCCUUUCGUUUGAUCCAUUGGAAUUGCAAGUCUUAAAAUCAACACUUUGACAUCUUGUGAAGGAAAGGUCUAAAGGAUUUAAGAGAAAAUAUAAUCCUGAUAUUGCCAGUAGUCAAGCAUGGUAAAUUCUUCAAAGAAGGUUUUGUAAAGUAAAGGAGAGGAGGUCUACUAUGGAGAGUCUGCAGGGUGUAAGCAAUUACAAUGGCAGAACAACUGACCCUGAGUCUGGAAGAUGUGGACAUGUAGGACAAGAAACAACAGAUGAAUGGAAUGAUGAAAUUGGAUUAUUGAUGGAUGAUGAAAUGCCCCCUAACAGAGAAAUUAAUCUUAACAGUAAAGAGGGUACUGCUGAUGAUCUUCAAGGUCAAAGUGUUCUCCACCACAAACAGCACCGCCACUUAAGCUGGAAGAAUGCUCUUAAAAAAGCAAAAAGUUUACCUGAUCCUUGGGAAAAAUUUCAUAUUGAUGACUCAUGCCCUACAGAAGUUGCCGUUAGACAUCGGUAUAAUGCAAUGAAGAAAAACUGGGUACAAGAUGAAGUGAGAGUCAAAAUGGAAUUACUGCCAUUUGAUCAAGGAGCCAUGAGGGAGUGCUUCAGACUGAAGAAGCUCUCCAAUUUUUCAAAACACAUGAAUUGGAAGCAUGCAGCUAAUUAUGUUUGCAAAAGGUAUAUUGACGAAGUCAGAAGAAAUGUGUAUUUUGAUGACGUCAGACUGCAAAUGGAUGCCAAACUUUGGGGUGAAGAGUAUAACAGAUAUAACCCACCAAAAAAGGUAGAUAUCUUCCAGGUUUGUGUAAUUGAACUGAAAGACAGAGAAGGAUCACCUUUGUUUCACUUAGAGCAUUUUAUUGAAGGAAAGUACAUAAAGUACAACUCAAACUCAGGUUACGUGCUGCAAGAUGAAACCCUCCGUUGCACUCCCCAGGCGUUUAGCCAUUUUACAUUUGAGAGGUCUGGUCAUCAGUUGAUUGUGGUUGAUAUUCAAGGAGUUGGCGAUCUGUACACCGACCCUCAAAUUCAUACAUCAGAUGGAGAGGAUUACGGCGAAGCCAACUUAGGCCCAAGGGGAAUGGCACUGUUUUUCAGUUCUCAUAAAUGUAACAAAAUCUGUCACAGCCUUGAACUUUCUCAAUUUGACCUAAGCACAAAAGAAAUGAAUCGAAUUGACAAAACCCUGGAAAACAUCCAAGAUUCCAGUACAAUCGUUAAGAGUAUGGACGAUUGCACAUCUCCUGGUCAUCGCAAAAUCUCCUCAGUCAUAUUUGACAUGACUGAAUAUCUGGCUCAGUCUCCUCCUCCGUCUCCAGCUGGUUCGGAGCCAGACUCCUUCAGGUCAUCACUUUCAUCAUCUUAUGAAUUAUCAAGAUAUUCACGGCAGAUAUCUGAACCAGAAUCGUCAUCAUCUGAGACCGAAGGUGAACAAAGUGAUGUGUUUACUGAGAACGAGGAUGAGGAUAUCCGCAAGUCAUUUGCUAAUGGUCUGGAACAUAAGGCAUCAAGUGUAUUUGCUGAAGUUAAAUUGCUUGGUGAUGUUCGUAUGAAGCAUCGGAGGAGGUCACAAAACAGUGUCUCUGUUCUUGGACUGGUUCAUCUUGAGUUAGCUAAAUGUAACGAGAUCGGUCGUUUUACUAACAAUGAGCCCCAAAUGGAGUGUGCCGUGUUUCAUCUAGAGCAAGCUGCAGCUUGUGCUGUUUUACCGGCUUUAAUAACAAUGGCUGAAAUCAAUUUACAGCUACCACAUGACGCACUAGCUUCAGUGACUAUUCAGGAAUCUGAAGAGGCCAAGAACCGAGGGGUAGAUUUUAUGCUGCAGGCAGCUCAUUUGGGAGACAGACAGGCCAUGGUGUACAUGGCGAAGGCUUAUGAAACUGGCUCAGGCCUGGGCUCACUAAGGGAAUGCUCUUGGGUGGAGGCAGCCAAGUGGUAUCAAAAUGCCAUCGACGUCGUGUACGAAAAUGACGAUCCACAGAACACACUAUUCACGGAUCCUAACUACGUACUGUAUGCCAAGCAAGCGUACUUGUACCAACAAGGUGGUCAUGGGCUUGACAAGCAACCUCAGAUGGCUGGCGAACUCUAUUCAGCAGCUGGAGAUUUAGCACUUGCUGCCACGAAGGGGAAACUAGCCAAUAAGUACUUUGCACUUGCUGAGGAGGCUUGGGCUGAAGAAGACGAAUAAUCUGCUCAUGUUUUACGCAGAGAAAGACGCGAGCAUUCAAGGAUUGGAUUGGCCACUUGUGUGCAGGCUCGUAGGAGUAGCAGUUUUUGUCCUUCGUAUUAUCUCCGUUUAGCUAAUGACUACGAAUUUUGGACGGUAAUAUAGAGAAUUUAAGUUAUUUUCGAAAGCGGAAGUUUAAUUUCUAGAGUAUGAAAUAAUUUGAAGUCAGAUUAAACAGUUUAACUAGUAUGGAGCCGCAGCUGGCUAUAACUUAUGCGUCCGCCAUUUUUUAACAACCUCGCAUUUCAUGCGUUGGGCAAGGUGGAUACUAGACCUCGCCCAGCUUGUCGUAGGCCUUUCCAAUAAAAGUGCGUUAUUAGACUUUG